ACAGGAGAGGAAGCCCAACGAAUCGGACUUCCAUUAUUUCACUUCCUAAUUUACAGCUUUUAAUGUCCUGUGCCUUAAUACUACUGCAUUUAUAACUUUCUGACUUCAGACUAAGCACUAUUUGGCGGCGCAGAGUUUGAUUUCAACUACCAAUCCUGACAGAUAUCAGCGGCAAGAUGUUUGCCACAAUUAAGGAAGCCCUGGGCACAGAGCGGUUGGAGAGUACCGGGCGGGGGGGUGGAGGAUGCAUCAACGAAGGAGAAGUGUUCAAGACGGACAAGGGACAGAUCUUCUUGAAGAGAAACUCAAAGUCAAAAGCUCGUGAGAUGUUCGAUGGGGAAUUUGAGAGCCUGAAAGCCAUUGUCGCCACAGGUGCAAUAAAAGCUCCUACGCCCCACUUGGUUGUUGAUAAUCCAGCUGGUGGGGCAGUCCUUGUUAUGGAAUACUUGGAUAUGCAUGGCCUGAAUAGACAGUCUGGAGCUCUCGGCGAACAGUUAGCCAGAAUGCACCUCCAUAAUAUAAAGAAAAUAGAGAAGUUUGACGAGAGCCGUGUUGGUGGCGGGGAGGAAGCAAAGCCUGUGACCCAGUUUGGAUUCUCUGUUCCAACCUGUUGCGGCUAUUUACCCCAGGAUAAUACGUGGAAUGAUGACUGGGUUGUUUUUUAUACAAGGAAAUUACAGGAGCAGCUUACAAUGAUUGAAAAAGAUUAUAGUGACCGUGAAGCAAGAGAGUUAUGGUCAAAGUUGCAGCGGAAAAUACCGGAAUACUUUAAGGACAUUGAAGUGAAGCCAUCACUUGUUCACGGAGAUCUUUGGAGUGGCAAUGCGGCAGAGACAGCUGAUGGUCCAGUUAUAUUUGACCCAGCUUCUUUCUACGGCCACCACGAAUAUGACUUGGGAAUCGCAGGGAUGUUUGGAGGUUUUAGUCGCAAAUUCUGGGAUGGAUAUCACAGUGUUAUUCCAAAAGCACCAGGCUUUAGCAACAGGCACAAGCUCUAUCAGCUGUUCCAUAACCUGAACCACUGGAAUCAUUUUGGAAGUGGAUAUCGAAGUGGAAGUCUGCAUUUGAUGAGGACCUUGUGCUAAAAAUGCAUUAUAAUAUUAAUAAAGUUGUUACAUUUGUAAGACUACUACACACAUGUAAUUACCAAUUCUACAUAGUCAAUUAUCUUCUGAUGUCCAGUUUUGUUUAGCAAUGUGCUGUCAUUAAUAUUCACUUGUAUUUUAUCAGUUUUGCUAUACUGUUAGAUGAAAAUAUGUUGUGUAUGCGAAAGAAAAUUACGUAAAUACUUAUCCAUUCCUGUGUUUAUCACUGACAUUAUCAAAAUACAUUCCUUUUCACCAUAAAAAGAAAAAAAUCCAUCUUCUGUAGUAUUAUAUCCAUUACUCUCUUUCCUUGUAAUGUAUCUAGUGGUAUAUUUUCUUGCAAAACAACAAGUUAGUGAUGAGCAGACCACAUGAAAAAGACAUGUAACGAAUAUUGAGUAGACUCGUAUGUAAUGACAUCCCUAUUUUGCAUGGAUGUAGGACCAUAUCUGUAAAGUGUAAAACAAGAAACACCUUCAGAUUGAUAUAUGAUAGUAUAUAAAGAAUGAAUUGCUAGGCUCAGUUGAAUUAUGGUAUAAUCAUAUGUCAUAGUAAGUAUUUUUAGAUAUUGAAUAUUUAGUUGUUUUUUCCAUAGUGUAUACUAUACUGUACAGAAAUAUAAGCAAUACUAUAAACAGAUCUAAAGUGUACCUAUGCUUGUACCAGAAAUAAUGCUUUAUGAUGCACUAGAGUACCAUAUGCAGGACUAUUUCAAUAUAGGUGUCAACUUGAACAACCAGUAAUUUAAUCUAUAUUCAGAGUAAUGUUCAUAUGAUAUAGUAAUGAAAUAUAUGUAAUUACCACAUAUGAUUACCUUUAUACCUAAAAAAAAGGUUAACUUGAGUUUCAUUUUGUGGUAUUUUAAGUAUUACUAUUUACUUACACAUUGUCAGUAAACAUUAUUAUUAAAGACAGAAUAUAUAUGUAGAUUACUGUAAGUGGAAAGUGGAAUUUCACAGAAGAAGAGAUUAUAUGAAAUCCUGAUGAUAUAAAUGCUGUUGUAAUUAUUAGUAGCUAUCUCUGUUUUGCUAUAAUUUAUUUACAUUGCAUAUAACAUAUCAAUGAUAUGUUAUAUGCAAUCUCUCUCUCUCCCCUCCCCCUCUUCCUCUUCCUCUCCCUCUCCCUCUCCCUCUCCCUCUCCCUCUCCCUCUCCCUCUGUUUUUGAAGUGAUAAAUGAAUGCCCUGUGAUCAGAGUGAUACAUAGCUAAUAAACACUUUCUAAUAUUUAUCAUUUUCAUUUAUACUUU
Penaeus indicus is the source of this 2332-nucleotide messenger RNA. RefSeq names its product ketosamine-3-kinase-like. The transcript is spliced from 8 exons. The record is from RefSeq and is a predicted model, not a curated record. Lineage: Eukaryota; Metazoa; Arthropoda; Malacostraca; Decapoda; Penaeidae. Bases 177 to 1085 code for a protein of 302 amino acids.